CGCCCGUUGACAAUAUUUAUUGGCAGGCGGGAGAUGAAGUGACUUUCGAUCACAGUGUGCAUCUCACAAAUACGCACGGUUCGCGACGCCGCUACAUUCGGCCAGCCGGGCAAACCUGGCAAACCUCGCCAUCUCAAACAAGCAGGGAGAUUGGUUGAUCAGGCCGAGUCAAGCCUUCAUAGUAUACGCGAAAAUUGAAACGGAGUCACGAAAACGGCUCCAGGCAAUGGAUGUCAGACUGCUGCCGGCGAGAUUCUGUCCAUGCACCACCCACAGCCUGUCUUGGGACGGCAACCUUCCUUUGGUGCCCGACGCCAGUGUCUGGUCCCCGGUUUCUUCCUCUAGACCAGCCGGCCUUAACAACCCUACCACGAAGAGCCUGUUUGUAUGAUACGCCUCGCUCAGUACACCUGGGCCAACGGGACUGCUACGAUGGCAUGGCCAAUUUACCAUUUGUGUCCGUCUCUUUAUCCGUGGGUCUGGCUACAUCAGCUACCCUCCACGGGACCUCGACAGCAUGCAGGCUAGAAGGGUGGCGGCCAGUGGAGUGGGAGACACCCGCAGCAGCCAGGGCAAGGAGUGGACAGGCAGCACAUGGGCCAGGCCAUAAGCCCAGGAUCCAUGCCGGAUGGACGGUUGACGGUUGCCCAACAGACUUCCCGCCGUGCAUUCAUGGUCCGUCCCUUGGUCGCUGUCCGGCGUUCUCCAGGUCUGACGGCGGCGAUUGACGAUUGCACUACGGCAUACCAUGGCCGAUGCGCAGGCAAGACGUCUCGUACUGAUGCAACUUCACCACCAGGCAGGCUACGCUACUUCUCUCUAGUGAGACAUCAACACAAAGCAGGCUAGCAGCAGUCCGGCUAAGCACCGUGUUCCGUCUUCUGAGGCAUGAUCAAUUCUUGAUUGAUGCUCUGUGAUGGACUUGGACGUCGUUCACAUCGGGGAAGGAGC
This is a messenger RNA of Colletotrichum navitas, 951 nucleotides long. RefSeq lists its product as uncharacterized. Lineage: Eukaryota; Fungi; Ascomycota; Sordariomycetes; Glomerellales; Glomerellaceae. The record is from RefSeq and is a predicted model, not a curated record. The transcript has a single exon. The coding region runs from base 231 to 728 and encodes 165 amino acids.